Molecule: messenger RNA, 984 nt
Organism: Aspergillus pseudotamarii
Lineage: Eukaryota; Fungi; Ascomycota; Eurotiomycetes; Eurotiales; Aspergillaceae
Product: lignocellulolytic auxiliary activity family 9 protein
Exons: 1
Coding region: 1-984 (327 amino acids)
Biological process (GO): carbohydrate metabolic process
Cellular component (GO): extracellular region
Molecular function (GO): cellulose binding
Source: RefSeq, a predicted model, not a curated record
AUGAAGCUAAACCUUGCCUCUCUCUGUUUUCUUGCGAGUAUUGCCCCGCUGGUUUCGGGUCAUUAUGUGUUUUCGAAGUUGAUUGUCGACGGAAAGACAACCAAGGAUUUUGAAUACAUCCGCGAGAAUAGCAAUGGGUACCAACCAACACUGGCUUCUGAAAUUGUGAGCAACGAUUUCCGCUGCAACAAAGGUUCCAUGGACUCUGCGGCCAAGACAAAGGUCUACACGGUUGCCCCGGGCGCAGAGAUCGGUUUUCAGCUCGCCUAUGGUGCUUCGAUGAAGCACCCCGGCCCUCUGCAAAUUUACAUGUCCAAAGCACCCGGCGAUGUCAAAACCUACGACGGAUCAGGCGAUUGGUUCAAAGUUUACCAGGAAGGCGUCUGCAAAGACAUUUCCGGCGGGUUGAAAGAUACCGACUGGUGCACUUGGGGCAAGGAUACCGCGUCCUUCAAGAUCCCCGAGAAUACUCCGCCUGGUCAGUAUCUUGUUCGUAUUGAGCACAUUGGUCUCCAUCGCGGCUUCAGUGGUAAUUCCGAGUUUUACUUCACCUGCGCUCAAAUCGAAGUCACCGGUUCUGGAUCUGGCGUUCCGGCCCCCUUGGUCAAGAUCCCCGGAGUGUACAAGCCUGAGGAUCCCAACAUCCACUUCAACAUCUACCACCCGGUCCCAACUUCUUACGACCUCCCCGGCCCCUCUGUCUGGUCUGACAGCGUCUCGGAUUCCUCUUCUUCUAUUUCUGCCCCUCCAGUCAAUAACGCCGCCGCCGUUUCCUCUGUAAACCCCACGACUCUCGUGACUCUCUCUAAGACUUCCAGUACCCCUGCAGCAACGUCCUCCGCUGCCCCUACCUCGUCCGCUCCAUCAAAUGGUACUAUCAAGAAAUACUACCAAUGCGGUGGCCAGGGUUGGACUGGAUCAGGAUCGUGUGAAGCUGGUACUACCUGCCGCGAGUGGAACCAUUGGUACUUUCAGUGUGUCUAG